CCCGUUUCCAUGGGCAAUCGCGGAUCUCCGCCGCUGGGCGAGGCGGUACUGGCCGCAUGCUGGGGAGGUGCGAUCCAUGGAUCUGGCGACCGCGCGCCAGAUCCAUGGAUCACUGGUGGCCACGUCUGCGCGCCCCCGAAGGUGUCGUGGCUGGCGGCGCCCGAGGACGCGCCGCUUCUGCCGCGGCUGCUCGGCGUCGCGCCGGCGACGCGGCAGGCGCCCUGGGCCGCCCUGGAGUGCUACGUGCCAGGGGAGGACAGGUACCACACCGCCCACCCCGCCGGCAAGGGCGCCGAGGACCCCGCCGGCUGGAGCUACCCCACCUGCCGGCUGGCCUGCCCGUGCGAGGAGCCGCCGCCGCCCACGGAGGGUGCCGCGCGGCUCGCGGGCAGCCCCUCGCCCGCGGUGGGCAGGCUGGAGGUCUUCCACGCUGGCGCCUGGGGCACCGUGUGCGGGGACAGCUUCUCUAUCCCGACGGGGCCCAGGUGGUUUGCGAGCAGCUGGGCUACUACGGCGGCUUCCCGACCGGCGCGGACGAGUUCGGGGCGGCUGGCGGCCCGGUCUGGCUGUCGUCCUUGGGGUGCGCAGGGUCCGAGGCCGCGCUCGGAGCCUGCCCUCACGCUGGGUGGGGGGCGAACAGCUGCAGCCACAGCCAGGACGUCGGUGUCGCGUGCGCGGAGGCGAUGACCAUCCAGGACCAGGUGCGGGGCCUGAUCAGGUCGCAGGAGCAGCCGUCGAAGUGCUGGCGGGGCGGCUACAUCCCGAACUUCUGCUGCCACCCCGCCCUGGGGCCUGGAGGUAAUCACGUGUGCUGGGGGCAGCAGGGGGGAGGCAGGGCCGCCGCUCUUGCGGCGGGGGACUGCUGCAACGAGUCGACGUGGACGGCCCUGGAGGUGACCUCCUACCACCAGGUCCUGCAGAUGGAGUGGCAGCGGCGGUGCGACGCUGAGAGGGAGGUGCCCAUCUACGACGGCCGCCCUGAAGAGUGGAUGGGAGCGCUCUCUCAGGAGCUGCUGUACUGGUUCGGGUGGCUGCGGCAGGGCGCCUACGGCGUGGGCCGGCGGCCGGACCGGGCGGAGUUCCUGCGCGACACGGACCCUGCCGCGCCGCUGGACGCGCGCGUGCGGGGCCUGCUGCUGCGUGCGCGGGCGGGCUGGCCCUGGCCGUGGAGCACCCGGGCCCGCGUGCUCAACAUCGGCUCCGGGGCGCUGAACGGCGUCGGCCACGAGUGGCCCGGCGUGGACGUGGAGGUUGUGCCCGCGGACGCGCUGGCCUGCGAGUACGCGCAGAUGCGGAAGGACCUGGGCAUCCGCGUGCGGGUGCCGCCAGUGCCCGCGGAGGUCGAGGGCCUGGUGCAGCGGUUCGGGGGCGGCUCCUUCGACGCCGCCUUCGGCAGCAAUUUCCUCGACCACGCGCACGACCCCGUGGCUGGCGUGCGGCAGAUGGUGCUCUCGGUGCGCAGGGGCGGGCGUGUGCUGCUGAGCCACCGCCGCAACGAGGGCGAGUCCCAGAGCUACGUCGCUCUGCACCAGUGGAACAUCGACGCCGCCCCUGCGCUUGGCUCGUCCUGCGGGCGGCGGCGGCCUGCGGCUGCGGAUCUGGAGGCCGGCCCGGGAGGGCCUGCCCGCCGCCGACCACGACGUCGGGCAGGAGCUGGCGGGCGAGGCGGAGGUGCGGGUGGCGCUCCUGCCGCCGCGGCGGCGCGGGGAGCCGGAGAUGGUGGAGGCGGAGCUGGUGCGCCUCUGAGCCGCCCUGGGAUAGGCCUCCCUGCGCUCCCUGCCCUCCCUGCGCGCUCGUCUAUCCUCCUUCUCCUUCGCUUCCUCCCCUCUGCAAGGCGUCGCGGCCUGGCACCGCGAAUCUGCGGCCUGGAGCAGGCCGCGCAAGGCUUCGGCCCGCAGCAGGUUCUCGCUGGCAUCGUCUGCGCCCGGGGCUACCCCAGGACAAGUCGCGGCAA
Prorocentrum cordatum is the source of this 1954-nucleotide messenger RNA. The record is from the annotation of a GenBank genome assembly. NCBI's taxonomy places the organism in Eukaryota, Dinophyceae, Prorocentrales, Prorocentraceae.